This is a messenger RNA of Cetraspora pellucida, 345 nucleotides long. NCBI's taxonomy places the organism in Eukaryota, Fungi, Glomeromycota, Glomeromycetes, Diversisporales, Gigasporaceae. The record is from the annotation of a GenBank genome assembly.
AUGCCUUUAAAUCAUAACAAAAAUCCUUUCUUAUCAAAAUGCAAAAAAUUGGAAAAAACUAUUCAAACUAUUAAGAACUCAUUAAAAAUAAAAAAUGCAGACAUCACUAAUAUAGACAGUCCAGAUUCCAUUAAUAUAGAUGAUGUCAAUUAUAUUUUAAAAAUAAACAAAAUGAUCAAAUCUGAUCAAGAAGAAAUCAAGAAACUAACUAAAAAUAGUAAAACAACUAAAAAUAGUAAAUCACAAAAACAUUUUACACAAAAUAAUAAGAAAGGUAAAGAACAUGCUACAACUACUCAAGAACUAGGUUCAGCUAUAGAUAUCAUUGAUUCUGAUCAAAAAUAA